AUGAAGGCGCCACCUGCGUGGCAGAUUCGUAUAUUGGAUACACAGAUCAUGUCUGCACCACGCCAGCGGUCCCCUUCAAGAAGGCCAUCAUGGAUUAUUAUAUUGGUUUCUUUGGUGUGUCUAUCAUUGAUUGGCGCCUACAUUUUCCCCCCUGAGAACUAUCCUGCCUGCUACUUUUUUGCAUCAAGCGUAUGCAAUCCCUUUAUGGAUUGGCUUCCUCCUGCUCCGGUCAGAGAGUUCACAGAUGAAGAGAUUGCUGCUACUGCUGUCUUUGCGAACCUUCUUUUGCUCCCUCCCAUUCAAGUGACCAGUCCCAAAAUUGCUUUUCUUUUUUUAACCCCGGGUACAUUGCCUUUUGAGAGACUAUGGGAGAAGUUUUUCCAGGUAAGAACAUGUACCUUCUCCCAUUGGCAUUGAUUUAUUUACAUAGUGCAGUUGGUUUUUACUAUAUGCCAGUUUUCAGUUAGAGGUAUUCCUGAGUAAAUUUUAUUUCGAGGAUUUUUUCGUAUUAUUGGUUGGAUUACCGAGUUGAUUGUCAAAACGUUCAUGGUGGAUAUACUGAGUCAUGGGUGGGAUUUGUCGUAUCAUGGUAUACACAAAUAUGAAAUUUUAAACUUAUUUAAAUUUAUGAAAUCCAGAUAAAUUAGGAAAAGUAAAAUAUGGAGGAUGAAAAUUUCUUUUAAGGUAAAACAUUGUUGUUAUUAUCAUCUUGAUCUUCAUCUUCUUCUUGUUGUCAUCCUUUUUUCGGCUGCUUUAUCCUCCUCUCGCUGUUUUUCUUCUCAACUUUUUAUUUUGGGUUUCUCCUACAUCUAGAUUGGCAAAUACCUGUUUUGAUCAAAAUCCAUCAACGGCCGUUACCAUACUAUAUGAUUUUAUGUUAGUAUUUGAGGAUUUUACUCAGUUGGCAAGCUCAAUCUAUCAAUUAAUUUACUGUCUUAAAGGUAGCCCUUCAUUGGUGUGUGGAAAAGUGAAAAAUGAACUUUGAUGGGACUCUGUGUCAGUAUUUUAUCUAUAUCAUAAAAGUAAUCUGUUGAUAGCAACGUUUAUGUUACUUAAACAGGGUCACGAAGGGAGAUUCUCCAUCUAUGUGCAUGCAUCAAGGGAAAAGCCGGUGCAUGUCAGUCCUUUGUUCAUGAAUAGGGACAUUCGCAGUGAUAAGGUAACCUGAAUGUUUCUCAUGUAAUUCUUCUUUACUUGUCAAAUAUUUUGGCGAUGUGAACUUCCUUUUGCAAAUUUGUCUUUUAUUGACCAGAAAAAGGUGGCCAUUUGAUAUUUGAUGUUGACAUGGAGAUCAGUACCAAUAUGAUCUUUGUCUACUAUCCAAAAAAAUCCCAAUAUGAUAUUUGACAUUACUUCAUUUUACGAACGUAAAGGAAUACUCUCAAGAUAUAAAAUGACGAAAAGUGUUUGAAUAUCGCUUUCAAUACAUCCUCUUUUGGUAUAACUUUGGUGGUGGGCAAGGGAGUUCAUCAAAGAGUUACUUCUGAAGUCUGAACAGGCACGAGAUGCGCCCCCUGUUAAAUGAGUUACUUUAUGCAUAUUAUGUUUCUGCAAAUUAACUUUUUCUUGUGCUCUGCACAGAUUGGCAAUCUUCUGUCAUGAUAGAUUAACAUAGAGCUGAAAUGCAGGUAGGCUGGGGACAAAUCUCAAUGGUUGAUGCGGAGAAAAGACUUCUGGCGAAUGCAAUCCAAGAUGCUGAUAACCAGCACUUUGUCUUGCUUUCUGACAGGUCCUCUAAAUGGCACGAUCAAGUUCACGUAGUUGGGUACAUGUGCACAUAUAUUUUGAUUAAUAUUUUUCAAUUUUUUCUCUGUUUACAGCUGUGUCCCACUGCAGAAUUUUGAUUUUGUGUAUAGAUAUCUGAUGGAAACGAACAUUAGCUUUAUUGACUGGUGAGCCAAUUGCAUUUUUCAUUAAGCUUGCUUGUUUUUUUGGAUAUUUUUUAGAAUAAUCAUUCUCUCUACAAUCUUCUAGUUUCUAGCAGAUGUUUUAGCUAUUCAAAUUUAAUUAGUCUGUAGAUAAGUCCGUGGAUAAACUCCUUUGGGCAUAUAAUUUGUGUUCCUUUUUUCUUCCAUUGGUGCCACUUUUUUUCCAGUUUUGAUGACCCUGGUCCUCAUGGAACGGGAAGGUAUUCUGAGAAUAUGCUACCUGAGAUUGAGAAGAAGGAUUGGAGAAAGGGUUCACAGGUAUAUUGGUUUCUAUGUCACGCAUAAUUCAUACGUAUGUCUAAAAGUAGCUGAGACACUUGAACAUCAUUCCUGACUUGCCACUCAUGCGCAUAUGGAGGUAUACUGAUGGUGAAAAACACACUAACUGUGCAUUUUUUGGAAGUGGAUGGCACCAGCCAACUCCAUCUGUUUAGCCACUUAAUUAUCUUACCUAGUAUCGUCUUCAGUGCUUUGUGCUUGUGUUAGAAAAUUUUACACAUGCAUACACAUGUUACGUCUGUACACAAUCAAGGAUGUCUUGUAAACACAUUGUUUUUGUUGUUUUAUUGAUCUACUCAAUUCAUUCUUCAGAUGCGGAAAGCGGUUGAGGUUUAUUGGGAUUUUUUUUAAUUGAUUUGUGCUGCUGUACUACAUUGCGUAGAUUUCAAUAUGGUAUUGAUAGGACCCCAAGGUUAUUGGCUCGAGAUUGAGGAGAAUAGAGAGAGAACACACAAGAAUCGAAGGAAGAAAAGACUGAAAUAGAAAAGGGGAAAAUAAGUAGGGUAGGGUUCUGAAUGAACCCUAGAACCAGUUCGGGGGGCAAUUCGAGAGCGCCCCCAGCUCUCCCAAUACCACCUCCAAAAGUGCCCACGGUGAAGGCCACUGAGGGGCCUUGUACCAUACUCCUUACUGGUCCCCUGGGCUCACCUAUGACUUUACCUUCCCUCUCCGGGGAUAAGUAACCGUUUCGGUCCUAAUAGGUGUCUGAAACAGAAGGCUGUUCCUCGCAUAAAAAAAUUCCAUGAGUGUGGCCAAUCAAAACUGGAUACAGUUUCCAACGUCUUUUCUUCUCACGUCGGGUAGGGCAACUCUGCAAAUCUAUGGAAGAAUAUGCAAGAAAAAGUGACAAGGAAUAUGUUACCGUGAUAUCUUUUAGAUUCAAAUAUUGCCGAAGAUAACAAAGAAAAGCCCCUCUGUUACAAUUUUUCUGGCAGGAAGUUUGCUUGUCACUGAAUAUAUCGAGGCAUCUGACGAUUUAUCUCCAUGUUCCUUAAUGUGUUGUUCCAUGAAACUAAAUUUUUUAUUGUAAUUUCCAUUGCAUUUCAUAACGUCAUACAUGGUUGUUAUGAGACCAGCCCUUUUCUUUUCGUCAUGUUACAUUUUACAUUACAUAUUUGUUCUGUUGUAUCACUUCAUUUUUUGUGCUGCUCUUAUUUUAUUCGUUAACCUGGAGACAAAUGACGUCUCCAGAUUCUUGUGACUAUUACCAAAGAUUUACAUGGUUCAUAAGAUAAGAUAUUUGGUAUGACUUGCAAAAUGUCAUAAACUGUCAGUUCGAAUGAAUACUUCAUAUCUUCCAUGGCCUGCUUAAUUCUUUUCUUAUCGCUAUCUUAGUGAGUAAACUGGUAGAAUUUGGCUUUGUUGUUUUGAAAACGGCACUGGUAAGAAAUAUAUCAUUGUAAUGCAGGGAAGGCCUGUGUCAAUUUUCUCAAGGUUGAAUAAUUUAGACGGUUGAGUGGUUACUUUCUUCAUAGUUACUAAUAUUGGGGAUUUUUAUGCAAGUAUUCUCAAGGUUACUUUAGAGCCUUGUGUACUAGUUUCUUUCUUCCACGCUAUCAGGGAUAAUAUUGGAAAAGACUAUUGCAUUGGAAUUUUGGAAAAGGCUAUUCACUGAGCUGAGAUUGAGAGUUGUUGACGACAGUUCUUUGGCAUCUGAUAUGGAUAUGGCGAUUCGUCGGAUGGCAUACCAUGUACCAGAAAUAUGAUUGCAACACCCGAGUUAGAAGCCCUAUCGUUAAGAUGAAGCUGUUUCCGGUCAUGGAAAGUGGGAUUGGGGCAGAGUAAUAUGAAUUACCUUAUUGGAAAUCUCUAGGCGAUUGUGAUAGAAAAAAAUAUAUAUUUUUAUGAGAGAGCAUUUUAGCGAUUAGAAAUAUUUAUUAGGUUUAUGGUGAGAUCAAAGACUGGCCCGAGACCUCUUUUUAUGAUGAAGUAGCUAUAGUUAUUAUUUUGGGUAGACUAAUCGACGGUUAUAUCAGACUUUUUGGACUUUGCACACUUACGGAGCACAAACUUUAUAUACUUUUUUAUUUCGCGCGUCAUAUGUGGUACUGGUAGAAAAAACACUGAUUCCAUCUCUAAACUGCCAGCUAGUAUUCCUCCACGACAAGAACUGGCUUGAUUUCAGGCUUAUCAUACUAGCAAGCCAUUUUAUUUUAUUUUUCUCGGAACUUUGGGGGCAUAUGAUCGAGAAAAGCUUAUGAUUGAUUUAUUUAUUGAAAUCACACGUGAAUCUUAGAGAUCAUUUUCCUUUGUAACAGCAUCCCCAUUCACAUUGUAUUACAUCAGUCCUGGGAUUGUUCAUGCUCGGAGCUUUCUUCAUGCUGCGUGUGUUAUUUCUUGAUGUUCUAAGCAUAUAGAAAGAUGAUAACGGAGUUGAGAUGCAAUUAUGUUAAUAGACUCUUCUAUACUCUCCUUUUGGACUGCUUAUAAGGUCAUCUCCAUUCUGCAGUGGUUCACAAUGAAGCGCCAGCAUGCCUUGAUCGUUUUGGCGGAUAAUCUUUACUAUGCAAAAUUUAAGCUGCACUGCCAGGUGAUGUGAUUUCAUGUUAUUUAAUAUUCUUCUUCACUUCAUGGAUGUCACAGCUGAUUAUAAUAUUAAUUUAGGAGAUUUUUAUUUAUUUUUUCCUAUGUUUAAGUGGGAACUCACAGGCUACUAAAUUUCAGUUAUCCCCGAAAUAUGCAUGGUUACCUAUGAAUUUGGAAUUAUGUGUCCGGACAAGCAUGUUGUAGUGCUAUAUAUUAAAACGAGAAAUGAUCUUCACAUUUAUUUUUUUCUAUUUCCGGGAAACGUCAUAGCUUGCUAUUCUCAUUCAUCAAAUGUCUGACAUUUUCAAUUGAAUCUUGAAGAAACUUUAGUACAUGGUCUUUCAGGAUAUACCUUUUUGUUCUGUUCAUGGAAUAAUCGAUGAUGCAAAGUUCUCAUUUUUUAUUUUUAUUAUUUUUUAUUUCUUUUUGUGCAGCCAGGUGCAGAUGGCCGCAAUUGCUACGCUGAUGAACAUUAUUUGCCCACCCUAUUCAACGUGAUCAAUUCUCGUUUUGGCAAUUUUCCUUGUAUAUAUAUAUAUAUGUCUUUGUAAUCUGAUCGACCGGUGCGAAUGUUUCAGAUGGUCGAUCCUCAUGGGAUUGCAAACUGGUCGGUGACCCAUGUUGAUUGGUCUGAAGGAAAGUGGCAUCCGAAAGCAUACAGGGACCAGGAUGCUACUUAUGACCUCUUUAAGAAUAUAACCGUACGUAGUUACCUUUUGUGCUGGUCCUUGUGAAAACUAUGCAGCUAGAGAUGGCAACUUUUCUAACGCUUGCACAAUUUUGCAGUCCAUUGAAGAGAACAUUCACGUCACAAGUGAUGACAAGGUGAGUCUUUGGAUCAACGAUCUUCUCUCAUUCUUCUUACCUUGUUUAUAUUCACUUUAUUCCACUCAUUCUUCUUACCUUGUAUAUAUAUAUAUUCCUGGAAUAUUGCUUGUUAUCAGUAAAAGUCUUACUCAUAUAGACCAGUUCCUCAUUCAGUCUAUUUUUCUUCCUGGGCUGAAUUCAGAGAGAGAGAGAGAGAGGGAGACAAGGUGAUCAGCUCUCUCUCUCUCUCAAAAGCUCUCAACUUUGUCUGUCUGUCUCUCUCUCUAAAGAUCUCAACUCUGUCUCUCUCAAAAGCCCUCAACUUUGUCUGUCUGUGUUUGUGUGUGUCUCUCUUUAAAGGUCUCGAGUCUGGUCUCAAUUUGUAUAUGUUUUUGGUGCAGAGGAUAGUGCGGGAGUCUCCCUGCAUGUGGAACGGGAUGAAGAAGCCGUGCUACCUGUUCGCGAGGAAGUUCUACCCGGAGGCCCUGGACAACCUGAUGCGCGUCUUCUCCAGCUACACCAACGUCUGA
Messenger RNA from Spirodela intermedia, 6070 nucleotides. The record is from the annotation of a GenBank genome assembly. NCBI's taxonomy places the organism in Eukaryota, Viridiplantae, Streptophyta, Magnoliopsida, Alismatales, Araceae.